This is a messenger RNA of Leguminivora glycinivorella, 5406 nucleotides long. It is a transcript of the gene MICAL-like, whose product is annotated as MICAL-like protein 1. Bases 243 to 2924 code for a protein of 893 amino acids. Lineage: Eukaryota; Metazoa; Arthropoda; Insecta; Lepidoptera; Tortricidae. The transcript has 14 exons. The record is from RefSeq and is a predicted model, not a curated record. Gene Ontology annotation, molecular function: protein binding.
GUCAUAUAUCGAGUUGCACUCGUACCUUGUACUUGCACUAAAUGCCAACCCAACAAUCACUUUUGUUCAACUAAAGAUUAUUCAAUAGCCCUCAUACAUUAUUUCAUUAAAGCUAAAAUCGGAUUGUGUGGCAUAAUCGUCAUUGUAGCAUUAAUUGAAGAUGCACGGAAACUUCUAUGAGUCAUCGUGUAGAUGACCGUUGUGGCUUACUUUCUACACACUAAUAUCUAAAAUACUCAAAAAUGUCAGAGGUAAAAGGGACGAAGGCCUUGGAACUAUGGUGUAAACGCCUAAUUAAGGAUUGCCCUAAUGUGCAGAUUGAUAAUAUGACUACAUCGUGGAGAAAUGGCAUCGCUUUUUGUGCACUAGUUCAUCACUUCAGGCCUGACUUAAUAGAUGUAUCAAGUUUAAAACCAGAAAACAUUUAUGAAAACAACCAGCAGGCAUUUAGUAUUGCAGAGAAACACCUGGGGAUUCCCGCGCUGUUGGAUCCUGAGGAUAUGGUAGAAAACGAAGUGCCAGACAGAUUGUCCAUACUCACUUAUUUGUCUCAGUUUUAUCAACGCCUUGGUCACACAGUGAACACUAAAGCAUCUGAAAAUGAAUCAAAAACCCCAGAGCCUCCGUCAACCUCCACAGCAGCGGCACCAUUCAAAUUUGGAAAGACAGGUCUAGACAAGUGUGCUGCAUGCGGCCUGCCCGUUUACCUCGCACAGCGUCUCAUUGUCUCACACAAGCUCUAUCAUAGGAGAUGUUUCCGUUGCUCCAAGUGCUCUGGUCACUUGAACCCCAAGAAUUUCCAAGUUAUUGAAGGAUCUGAAUUUUGUUGUGAUAGUUGCAAAAAUGAAAAGACAAUGCCCACAUUUCUUAAUAAUAAUGAUCAAAUAGGCAUGUUAGCAUUUCAUGAAGACUUGUCUAAACCUAAUGAGCUCCCCAGUGAAGAGCCUAUUGUCCCCAAACAUAAGACAAGGCCUCAGUCAAUCUUAGAGAAAAUAAGUUUGUUUGAAAAGCAAUCAGAUAAAGAAGUUAGUCUAGAAGACAAGUUAGUAAAUAUGUCCUUAUCUGACAACUUAGAUAGUAAACUCAAAGACAGUACACCUAGUGUUUUAAACACAAACAAGUUACAAUCUCAGGCAGCAGAGAAUAUGGAGACAGUGGUGGACAAUUCCGGUGCUAAAGAAGAUAGCGAAUUAUUUAAGCAAAGCCCUGAAAAAGUUUACAAAAGCAAUAUAAACAAAUUCAAUUUCUUACAAACGCAACUCGCUGAAGAUACGAACGGUGACGGUGACAAUCAGUAUACUGUCGGCGAUACUGAGAUCCAACACGAAAAAUUUAACAAUUCAAAAGAUGAUAACGAAAUCAGUGAUUCUGGUUUUAAGGAAAAAUUUGACUCAACCGAAAGUGUGCGUAAAGACGAGAGUAACAUGACUGAUGAUAUUAGACUAGCGAAAAACCAUUUUAACUCGCCGCCUGAAACGGACUGCUCUCCAACAGAAACAAAUGAAACUAGUAUGAUUGAGCCACAAAUAUCGAUUAGUGUGCCCCCACGGAAGAAAAAAAACUUAACGCCUAGUGGAAAAUCGACAGAAGUAAAAAAAGAGAACAGUGAGAAAAAACUCGCCACUAAACUUUAUCCUGAUCAUUUAAACCCGUUUUCCGACGACGAGGAAGAGGAGGAAGCCAGCAAAGAGACGUCAAAGCCAGCAAGUACCAACCCUUUUGGGAGCAGUGACGAGGAGGACGAUGACGUACCGCCGAUCCAUCCUCCGAGGCUACCCACAGAACAAACCUCUACUCCCACGAAACGCUUGAUUGCUGCCAACCCCUUUUGGUCUGACGGUGAAGAACCCUCGUCCGAUGAUGAACCUCAUAAUGGAAGCACAAACAUGUACAAGUCGUCAUUGACCACAAGCACGCCGAACCUGCCAAGCGGUCGUCGGAAGAAAGUGAAGGCGCCACCGCCACCAGUUCUCAAGGUCACAGAGGUCCCUGCCACAUCCAUGGACGACGUUGCCAGCAUAUCCUCACUCAGCUCCUACACUUCCACCGUACAUUCUGACCAAAAAUCAUAUGGCAUGUCGACCCCAAGGCUUAAAAAGAAGCGUAUGGCGCCAACGCCACCAGACAGUAUGUCCAUGUCCUGCUGUGGUUCUAUGGAGAAAGGUGUUGACCACUCCGACCUACGGAACAACUCAGAUGGUGGUCGUCGUCUAAAAGGUCCGGCGCCCGGUCUCCCGUUGCCGGAGCGACGCGAAGUGAAAAUGCAGAUGUCCCCCGAAGAGCUGCAAGUCCAACUCGACAUGCUGGAAACGCAACAGCUGGGUUUAGAACGGCAAGGUGUGCUCAUCGAACAGAUGAUCCGGGACAAGUGCGAAGGAGAGGACGCAGUACCCGCGCCGCAGGAGGAAGUGGAAGAUCUCGUGAUUCAACUCUGCGAGCUGGUCAACGAGAAAAACGAUCUGUUCAGGAAACAAACGGAGCUCAUGUACAUUCGUCGACAGCAGCGAUUAGAGCAAGAGCAAGCCGAUAUCGAGCACGAAAUCAGGGUGAUUCAGUCACGGCCCGCGGUUAAUCGCAUCGAUGCUGAUAAGGCCCGUGAGGAACAACUAGUGUCGCGUUUGGUACAAAUCGUGCGCAUGCGCGACGAGCUCGUGCAGCAGAUCGACGCCGAGCGCCGCCGCGAGCGCCAGGAGGACAUGGCCAUCGCCUGCUCCAUCGCCACCAAGCGAGCUCAAAGGAAUAGCGACUCCAACAGUUCGUCAAUGAAGUCAACAGAAGUCGUCCCGACGCCCAAGAAAAACAAAGUAAAGGACAAAGUGAAAAAGCAACUGAAAAAAGCAAAACACACUCUUAUUUCGAAGAAAAAAGAUGAAUCUGACAAAAAAGAGGCAAAACCCGAAAAAGAAAAGAAAUCAAAACAGUAAGAUGUUAUAGGACGAGUAAUUAAGUGAAAAAAUAGCAAGAGAAAGAAAAAUCUAGACAGUAUUUGGAACAAUUACAGCGGUCAAUAAACGAAAAGACUUGAUGACAUUGAUCAAUUAUCAUAGUAUGUAGGAGUAUCCAUUUUUGAUACAAAAAAUAAAUAAUCUACAUUCGCAAUGUUAAUAGGUAGGCUUGCUUUGUUCAAAAUAAUAAAUUAAUGUGACGUUCCACGAGUUAAGGGUCAUUGUGGCAGUGAUGUAUUUCACAUCACGGGAAAAUGGUGUUUCGGACAUGUAGGAGCGUGCGAAGAGCUCUAAUAUUAUUGCGGUGCUAAAGAAACGUAAGAGCCAUAAGGAACCUUUACUCGUGAAACAUCACAAAUGGCAACUAGCAAAGAUAUUCAAAUAUAUGUAAAAUACGCAAAUGUAGUAAAUAGCACUGUGAUUAGUACUUACGUAUUGGUAAACUAGUGGAGACUAACAAACUAGUAUUAUUAAUAAUUCGCUACUUAUAUUUACUUCUUAAUUUUGAUAAUGGACACAAUUUCGUACCGUUUGUACGUAACAGUUUGUAUUUAUGUUUGACUUACGCUAUAAGCGGAGCUGUUUUGAUGUCCACAUAAAAUACUUUACAUUAUUAUUAUUUUUCAUAUUUUGAUGCUGUUUUUUAUUAAAGCAUAAAAGACAUUUAUAAUGUGUUAAUUAUACUUAAGUGGCAUGGCGUACUAAAGUACUUAAGCAAGACUGAAACAUUCCACAAAAUUAUACAUACAUAAUUAUAAUUCAUUCAUAAAAAUGAAUACUUAAUGAUUGGAGUAAUACGUGUCAUAAAAAUGUCUUAAUUUUAAUUUAUUUUCAACCAGGUAUUGUGCCUAUAUUGGUAAUGAAUUACGCUUAGAUGUUACUAAAGGUAGGUAAAGGUCAUUUUAUAAUGUUCGAUAAUAUUUGAAUCCUUUAGAUCAGGGGCCCGUUUCUCGAAGCUACAAGUUACAAUUUACAAGCGGUUGUCAAUGUCUAAUAUGAUAAGUUGGAAAGAGACUUCCGCUUGUAACGUGUAACUUUCAGUUUUGAGAAAUGGGCCCCAGGAAGGAAAGCUGUGAAAUAGAAUCUGGCUUAGAGCAUACAAUAAUUUGAGUAGCGUUAUAUGUCGUGUAUUUUAAAAAAACGUCUGCCGAACAGAGCCUAAAGAAGUAAAAAAUAUUACUCUCAUUUUAACGCAUCCAAACUUAUCGGGCAUGUAAUGUCUGUAUACAUUUUUUUUGCACAUUGUACAGGAUUUUGACAAACGGAUGGAAUAAAUAACUGAAGGGCUACUCUUUUACUGUAUACUCUAUAAGGAGUCGAGUGAAAGGACAGGGGUAGAAACUAAAUGGCCUGUGAAAAAACGCCAAUAUUAGAUAUUGUAUGUCUAAAACGAUGCCUAAAGCAAACUGUUGAAUUUUUUAUUACUAUGGCAAAAAAAAUGUUAGUCAAUAAUAUUGUGCCACGCUAACGUAAUCUUAAACUUCGUUAAGUAGUAUUGUUAAUAUAUCGAUAUACACUACACCGUAGGCUAAACACAAUAUGCGAAUUUAUGUUCUCACAAAAAAGCACAAAAAUAUUUAUAUCUCGAAUUACAACCAAACCUCGGCAACCUACACGUAUGGAUAGAACCUAUAUAGUACGGUGAAUGCAUUUGUUUUUAUUAAGAUUUUGUUUUUUAUUUUGAAGUUAUUUGUAGUUGUCAAGUAGCAAUUUUAUACACGGUUAAAACUUUUCGUCCGAGUAAAUUUUACUGCUUAAUAUAUGUUAUUAAAUAAUAUUUAUUGAUUAAGUAAAGAAACGCCAGUUUAGUAACUCUCUAAUAAAUGUAUAAAGUUACAUUUUGUCCAAUUCACUUUAUUAAUAAUCUUCGCAAGCUGAGAUAGCGGGUGUAACAUAUAAAGAGCAUUACCUACCAAAAAUAUUAAGUAAACUUUUGAAUGCUGUACGCGCCGCGCCAUCCCGAAGGUUCAUAUUCGGCAUAUUAUGCAUAUACAUGUAUAUAUAUAUAAUAUGCCGAAUAUGAACCUUCGGGAUGACGUAUUUGGCACAAAACAUUUGAUCCUGUAAUAGAUGAUACUAAAAUAUACACUAAACUUUGUACUUGGUAGCUUAUUUGAUUGGAUGAUAGUAUUGGCAGUAAAUAGAUAAAUAAGUAAGUUUUGGAUACAGUUCUUUUUUCCACGCCGGCUUAUCUCAUCUUUGCCGCAAAUUUAACUCUAAACUGGCAAUAUACUCAUAAACUGUUGAAAUACUCCUGUCUUCCGAAUUAUUACAUGUAUGUUAUGUUUGUACGUAUUUAAUGCACAGGGUUUAUUAUUACCGCAAAAAUUACUAAUUAUUUACAUGGAAAAAAAAGCUCGAAUGAGAUGGUCACGUUUUUUAUUAUCCUUAAUUAUUAACAUUCUGUUUGUAUCAGUGCACUUAUACUUCAAAUAUGCAAAAUAAAGAUUUAUUUACUUUA